CGGCGCGGGCAACUCCCCGGACGCGCGCAGGCCUCAGAGCCCCCCAGCUUCCGUGCCCCCUCGGCUCUGAAACUUGGAGGAGGGUAGGGGUCCAGCAUGAAGCCCCCGGACCGCCCCGCCCCUGGCCGCACGGACCGGAUGCUGGAGGUCAUGGGGGGCAUGCUGCGAGCAUGUGCCCUACCCGGGCCGGAGGGGCCCCCGAAGAGAAGCCCCCUAGGGCCGGGGGAUACCGAUUCAGAGUCUAACUGUAAGGAGGGGGAUGUGAGAGGUGAGCGCGAACGUGAGGUCCCCGCCUGGGCUCCGCUGCCCGAAUCCUAUUCCAUUGCUGGCAGUGAGGGGAGCAUCUCGGCUUCAGCUGCCUCGGGUCUGGCUGCCCCCUCUGGCCCCAGCUCUGGCCUCAGCUCUGGCCCCUGUUCCCCGGGCCCCCCAGGGCCAGUCAGUGGCCUGAGAAGAUGGUUGGAUCAUUCCAAACAUUGUUUCAGUGUGGAAACUGAGGCGGACCGCGGCCGGGCUGGACUGUAUGAGAACUGGAUGCUGGAACCAGCUCUAGCUGCAGGAGAGGAGCUGCCAGAACUGACCUUGCUGACCACAUUGUUGGGGGGCCCUGGGGAUAAGACGCAGCCACCUGAAGAGGAGACUUUGUCCCAAGCUCCUGAGAGUGAGGAAGAACAGAAGAAGAAGGCUCUGGAAAGGAGUAUGUAUGUCCUGAGUGAGCUGGUAGAGACAGAGAAAAUGUACGUGGACGACUUGGGGCAGAUUGUGGAGGGUUACAUGGCCACCAUGGCUGCUCAGGGGGUCCCCGAGAGCCUUCGGGGCCGUGACAGGAUUGUGUUUGGGAACAUCCAGCAAAUCUACGAGUGGCAUCGAGACUAUUUCCUGCAGGAGUUACAGCAGUGUUUGAAGGACCCUGAUUGGCUGGCUCAGCUAUUCAUCAAACAUGAGCGCCGGCUGCAUAUGUACGUGGUGUACUGUCAGAAUAAGCCCAAGUCAGAGCAUGUGGUGUCAGAAUUUGGGGACAGCUACUUUGAGGAGCUCCGGCAGCAGCUGGGGCACCGCCUGCAGCUCAAUGACCUCCUCAUCAAGCCAGUGCAGAGGAUCAUGAAGUACCAGCUGCUGCUCAAGGAUUUUCUCAAGUAUUAUAGCAGAGCUGGGAUGGAUACUGAAGAGCUAGAGCAAGCCGUGGAGGUCAUGUGCUUCGUACCCAAGCGCUGCAAUGACAUGAUGACCCUGGGGAGACUGCGGGGGUUUGAGGGCAAACUGACUGCUCAAGGGAAGCUCUUGGGCCAGGACACAUUCUGGGUCACGGAACCCGAGGCUGGGGGUCUGCUCUCUUCCCGGGGUCGAGAGAGGCGCGUCUUCCUCUUUGAGCAAAUCGUCAUCUUCAGUGAGGCCCUGGGAGGAGGAGCGCGAGGUGGAACGCAGCCUGGAUAUGUGUACAAAAGCAGCAUCAAGGUGAGCUGCCUGGGACUGGAGGGGAACCUCCAAGGUGACCCUUGCCGCUUUGCACUGACCUCCAGAGGGCCAGAGGGUGGGAUCCAGCGCUAUAUCCUGCAGACUGCAGACCCUGCGGUCAGUCAGGCCUGGAUCAAGCAAGUGGCUCAGAUCCUGGAAAGCCAGCGGGACUUUCUCAACGCAUUGCAGUCACCUAUUGAGUACCAGAGACGGGAGAGCCAGACCAACAGCCUGGGGCGGCCAGGAGGCCCUUGGGUGGGGAGCCCUGGGAGAAUUCGGCCUGGAGACCGGGCCCAGGCCCUCAGUGACAUCCCUCAGGCUCCUCAGGACUCUCCUCCAGUGCCACCAAUUCCAAACACCUCUCCCUGCCAAGCCAGACUUGCCAAGCUGGAUGAAGAUGAGCUGUAACUGGGAAAGGCCAUAGGGGUGGUGCUGACUGAGCCACCCUGCUUCCCCAGGAACUUAAGGGCAACCCUUCUGGCAUGGCCCCAGAAUUCCUCCCUCUUGGUGUGUCUGGAGGGUGGGCAAGGCUGGGAGUGGUGUCAACUGGGAGGAGGGUACCUAGACUUAAAAGGACUUCUUUCUGCCCAAGGAACAUAGGUUCCUUCAGUUCCCACCCCUUUGCAUGCAUCACAGGUCCCCAUCACAGGAACAUAUGUGGGUGGGUGGGAGGGCUGGGGCAAGGGCCAGAUAGAAAUUAUUGGUUUUGUUUUUGAUUUUGUUUUUUCUGUUUUCUGAGAAUAAAGGUUUUGUCAUAUCACCAAGGCUGCUGUCUUGGCAGAGGGCAGGGGAGGCAGAGGUAGGGCUGAGCUGGGAGAAGGGGUGUGGAAGAGAUCAGCUGGCCCCACAAAUCAAUUGUCUGAGGAGGGGUCUUGUGAUAGGAGAAGGGCUCAGUAUGUAAGACAAAAGAUGUUGUCAUCUUUGUCGCUUACCUGCAGUUGCAGCAUCUCAGUCCAGUCCUGGAGCUUGGGGCCACUGGGAAGCCCUAGAACCCUGAUAUAUCCUCCCCUUUGCCCAGCCCUUCUUUCCCUCCCAUCUAGCCUCCAUUCUAGACCCACUGGAAAGCCCACUCUGGGGUGACCUCCCGCCAUUCCCCCCGACACCCAGAUUCUGAAGGACCAAGAGCUCAAUGUACCUUUCCUUCUGAGGCUUCCAUGUCCAGCUGAGGGAACUCGGGGAGGUGGAGAGGAUGCUGGGCGCUAUGGCUCCUUCUGGCUCUGGGUCUCCUUAUUUUUGCUGUCUGGGAGGUUGUAGGGCAUAUCCAUACUGAGCAGGAAGGGAUUCUUCUUCAAGCCACAGACCCAAGAGUGGAGAGCCCAGAGGGGUCUUCACCCCUCCCAGGGACAGAGAGAGCCAAACGUGCAGAGAUGCAUGUCCAGAUGCCCUGUCCUGGGUCCUUGGGCAUCGGUGUGUCCACUGUGUCCAUUCGUCCCCUGGGCCCAGUCACGUGUACUUGAGCUUCCUCAGCAGACAAUAGACUGCUGGGGUGGGGGGACAAGGAGGAGCUGGAGCCUCCCUGUGGGCCUGAGGUCUCUCUGGCCACAAUGAGGGGAGGGACCUCUAAGGGGGGGACAGGACGUACAGCCCAGAUAAGACUUCUGGGGAACAAUAGGAGGAAUUGAAGAGGGGAGAUCCACCCUCAAUGUACCCCACCCCCAGAGCUUUGGGGUCAGGGACUGGGACUGGAGGGUGAUUGGGAGGGGUGCUAAGGAUUCUUGCGAAUGGAGGAGGGGAUGAGGAAAAUAGGAUUUGGAGCUCAGAACCUUUGUAUCUCUUUAGGGACCACAGGGGUACAUGAGAUAGGUGGGUGACCUUUUGUACUUAAUUUGACCACCAAGUGUUAUUGAGUGCCUACAAUGUGAAUAGCACUGGAAUGUAAUAAAUAGUGGUGCACUGGU
Molecule: messenger RNA, 3350 nt
Organism: Vicugna pacos (alpaca)
Lineage: Eukaryota; Metazoa; Chordata; Mammalia; Artiodactyla; Camelidae
Gene: ARHGEF25
Product: Rho guanine nucleotide exchange factor 25
Biological process (GO): axon guidance
Cellular component (GO): cytoplasm; extrinsic component of membrane; plasma membrane
Molecular function (GO): guanyl-nucleotide exchange factor activity
Source: RefSeq, a predicted model, not a curated record